This is a messenger RNA of Tuber melanosporum (Perigord truffle), 1401 nucleotides long. RefSeq lists its product as uncharacterized. The record is from RefSeq and is a predicted model, not a curated record. Lineage: Eukaryota; Fungi; Ascomycota; Pezizomycetes; Pezizales; Tuberaceae. The transcript is spliced from 2 exons. Gene Ontology annotation, cellular component: cytoplasm. The coding region runs from base 1 to 1401 and encodes 466 amino acids. Gene Ontology annotation, molecular function: guanyl-nucleotide exchange factor activity.
AUGGCCCGCGGGGCUGGUACCAUCAAACCGAUUUCCGCCAUCACCAACCCUCUCCCGACGCAGAAGUUGAACAUAUAUGCAUUUGGUACUGGUGACAAUGCCGAGCUGGGCAUUGGGCCAGAGGUUAACGCAAAGGUUGUCAAGCGUCCCGGAUUGAAUGCCCAUCUCCUCCCCGAAAAGGUGGGAAUAGUUGCCGUUGCAAUGGGUGGUAUGCACGGCUUAGCCUUAUCGUACGAGGGGAAGGUGUACUCGUGGGGUGUCAAUGAUCAGUAUGCUCUUGGGAGAGCGACCACGCAUACACCUCUGACCCGGGUUGUGUGUUCUGGUGAUAAUGGCAACAGCGACUGUGACGACAAAGUGCCCUUGAAUCCAUUGGAGAGCACGCCAAUGCUGAUUACAGCGUUCCCAGAGGGGACUGUGAUUACGAGUAUUGCUGCCGGUGACAGUAUUUUGAUUGCUGUUACCGAAACCGGUAGGGUUUACGGAUGGGGAACAUUUAGGUGCGCCGACUGCAUUCUCAGAUUCAAUGAGAGGACUAGUGUACAGGAGGUUCCAGUCCUGCUACCUACGCCCAAGAGCAUCGUUCGGGUCAGUAUUAGUACUGAUCACGUCCUUGGCCUUACGAAGGAAGGAGACGUGUAUGCUUGGGGCAACGGUCAGCAAUCCCAGCUCGGAAGGCGUGUCUCUGAGAGACGUCGCCUCACCGGGCUGACCCCUCGCCAGGUGUCCCUUCGCCGGCGCAAGGUCAACUACGUUGCGGCCGGCUCAAAUCAUUCUUUCGCAAUUACCCGGGACGGCAGUCUCUGGGCAUGGGGGCUCAAUCAUAUAUGGGCAAUGUGGGAUAUGCGAGCCUCAGCGCACCGGGGAGCAUCGACUGUGAUUCCCGUUCCUACCGUCGUCCAGAGUCUUGCAGGGUACGCAAUCGUUCAGAUAUCUGCCGGAGAACAUCACUCAACCGCCCUGACCGAGAACGGUGUGCUCCUGGUCUGGGGACGUCUUGACAGUGGACAGCUCAGUAUAGACCCUGCGGCGCUUUCACCGGACGAUUGCGUCAGUGACUCGAGGGGCAACCCCCGCUACCUCAGGACCCCACAUACUGUCCCCGGCAUCAGGUUCUCCACCAUUGGUUGCGGCAUGGACCACAAUAUUGCCGUCUCGAUGGAGGGACAAGCAUACUCUUGGGGCUUUAGUGGCAGUUAUCAAACCGGCCUCGGCCCCGACGCCGAUGACGAGAUCACGACCCCUACAAAGAUUGAGAACACGGCCACCAGAGGUAUCAGGAUGACCUUCGCCGCUGCCGGUGUGCAGUUCUCCAUCCUCGCCGGAGUUCCCGCGGAUCCUCCUAAUGUCAAUGAUGCAGACACUAAUGAUGAGGAGGCGGUGGAGGAGGGAGGGGAUUAA